AUUAAACAUAAUUUCCAAACAAAAAACAUAAAUGACCAUGAACCAAAAAAAAAAAAACCUAUGGUUGCAUCCGGGUUAGGGGGGCAGGAUCCCCUGCAACAACCCCACAACAUGAAAUGAUUGCACCCAUAAAAAGUCCACCCUUGAAACUCCAAAGUCUUCGUCAGUUACAAACUUUCAUACCCCAUUUUUUCACCUAGUAAAAAACACACACACUAGCUUUUUUUUUCUGGUCAACUCCGAACCAGAAAACAGUUACUCUCAGGCAAAAAAUAAGUGCCGACUUUUUUUUUUAUAACUACAAGUAUUUCAUCAGUGGCGCAGUGGGGUUACAAAAUGCAAGAUCCAAAGGAUUCUUCGAUGAAUCAAAUGCCGCCGUUUUCUGCCGCAGCAAUGCGGCCUUCCAACCACCGGAGGGCCCACUCCGAGAUGAAUUUCCGGCUGCCGGAGGAUUUGGAUCUGGCGUCAGAUCCAUUCGACGCCGCCGCCGCCGCCGGGGGUUUCGAUGAGAUGGGAUCCGAGGACGACUUCUUCUCCACUUACAUGGACAUGGAGAAGCUCAGCGCCGGCGCCGGCGCCCCCGGCGGAUCUGGAAUCGGCGACUCUGUUUUCGACAAUAGCGGCGGAGCCGCGGAGGAGGAUGGGGAGAGGAGCGGCGGCGGCGGCGGCGGUGGUUCUAGGCCGAGGCAUAGGCAUAGCAAUUCGGUGGAUAGUUCGAAUUUGUUUUCGACUGAUAGCAGUAUUGAAGCUAAGAAAGCUAUGGCGCCCGAAAAACUCGCUGAGCUAUGGAGUCUCGAUCCUAAACGCGCCAAAAGGAUUUUGGCGAAUCGACAAUCGGCCGCUCGAUCGAAAGAGAGAAAAGCUCGGUACAUGUCGGAACUCGAGAGAAAAGUUCAAACCCUUCAAACUGAAGCAACAACUCUCUCUGCACAAUUGACAUUAUUCCAGAGAGAUACAACAGGGCUGAGUAGCGAGAAUACGGAGCUUAAGAUUCGUUUGCAAGCCAUGGAACAGCAAGCUCAGUUACGCGACGCGCUUAACGAAGCACUGAAGCAGGAAGUAGAAAGACUCAGAAUGGCAACCGGAGAAGUAUCUGCAGCUAAUUCCGACACGUUCAAUUUAGCAAUGCAGCAUAUUUCUUACAACCAGUCCGGUUUCUUCUCCUCCAAUCAGCAUCAAGCUCGCCCGAACAACAACAACUCCUCCCACGCAGUGCAGAUGCCGCAGUUUCACGCAUUUCAAGCUGGCUUUUCGAAUCACCAGCAUAAUAAUAUGCAGGAACUUUCUGGAUCAAUGCACCACGAUCCUCUAAGACAUUUUCAAGGCCUCGAUAUUAGCAGCAGAGAAUCUAAUCUCGUUAAAUCCGAAAACCCUUCCGUUUCCGCCACUGAAAGCAGUAGUACAUUCUGAAUUCUCGUUUUUUUUUUCUCGUCUGGAAAAACCUAUUUGUUUAUUGAGCUAAUUGCAAAUACCUCCCCUGUGUAAUCUC
Molecule: messenger RNA, 1489 nt
Organism: Erythranthe guttata (spotted monkey flower)
Lineage: Eukaryota; Viridiplantae; Streptophyta; Magnoliopsida; Lamiales; Phrymaceae
Product: Basic-leucine zipper (bZIP) transcription factor family protein
Biological process (GO): regulation of DNA-templated transcription
Cellular component (GO): nucleus
Molecular function (GO): DNA-binding transcription factor activity
Source: RefSeq, a predicted model, not a curated record